Messenger RNA from Ruditapes philippinarum (Manila clam), 4588 nucleotides. RefSeq lists its product as uncharacterized. The coding region runs from base 71 to 4588 and encodes 1505 amino acids. The record is from RefSeq and is a predicted model, not a curated record. Gene Ontology annotation, molecular function: nucleotide binding; DNA-directed DNA polymerase activity; DNA binding. The transcript is spliced from 3 exons. Gene Ontology annotation, biological process: DNA replication. Lineage: Eukaryota; Metazoa; Mollusca; Bivalvia; Venerida; Veneridae.
CAACGGAGAGUAUAUAAGAGAGCGCUUUAGCCCCCUCCGUCAUUCUGACUUCAGAACUCUAACCGACAACAUGGAAAACAUAGCAGCUACUUUCGAAAUGAUGGUGAAUUCUUUCACCGACGCUGAAGAAUUAAUGAAUUUUGCUGCGACAUGGGGGAUACAGGAUUCCCCCGGGGUGCGGUUUCGACUAUUUCAGUUAAGGAACCCACAAUAUGGAGAUGACUUUGUGAAUGAACAAAUGGAAAGAUUACUCGACAGUUUAAACGACACAAUGCAGAACCGAGAAGACACGGAAAAUUUUGAUUUGGCGCUAGAGUACGUAAGAGAGCAAGAGGAAAUCGAGGGUGCAGUAAGAGCACUAUUAUUUGACGAAGAAAUGGAUAAGAUGGCGACUGCUUGUGUGGAAGACGGGGAGUGGAGCCCUCAAUCACCAGGGCUACAAGUAGGGAGUGGGGAUGAGCCUCAAGCGGGACCCUCUCAUAGGCCCGACGCCCCACGGGAGCUUCAGUAUACGAUAAGUAAAAAAUCAGAAAGGACAUACGCAACAAAAGCAGCGGUGGAUCGUACAUAUCAAGUGAAAAUUGAUGAACAGUAUAAUGGACAGAGACUGCAAGAUGUGAGACAAGGACUUCACCAAAUGUUUGAAGACGUGCUCGAAGAAGCCCGGGGCAAUUUGGCGGGGAACGAUUUGGGUCGUGUCGUUAUUCAUCAUCAAGGAUUACACGACCCCAUCAUUGUGCCCCUCCAGCCCUGGGACCAGUUGACCGCCAAUAAAGUGAUGGAAAUCAUCGAAAAGGUACUGAAUAGCAACCAAAACUUGUCCAUCGAUGAAAGCUUCUAUAUUUCUAUAGGCUCCAUCGAAUUACCAAAAGGAAGCGGUGGUCCACGACGAAGAAUCACUAAACUAAAAGGAAAAAAUAAUUCGUUAAAGUUGAAAACCUCUAUAGUGACCAUCGAAAAUGAUGACCAAAUGUGUAUGGCCAGGGCGAUCGGGGUGAGCUGGGCCAAGUUAAACAGAUGUAGCCAAGACGAAUGGAAAGAAAUUGCUAAAAACCGCCAAAAGAAGUCUAAUAUACAGCUUAUACUAGAACAUCAGCAAGUGCCAGAGAGUUACUAUAAACAUCUACGUUCAAAAUCUCGCGAUGAACAGAGACAACUAGCGGUAGCCAUCAGCCAAUUAGCCGGAGUGCCCUUAGAUCGGUCCGCUAGUUUAAACGAUGUAGAGGCGUUUGAAGAAGUGUUGGGAGUGCGCGUGAUGGUGGUCAGUGCUAGACUAGGUAACAAGUUCAUAACUAGCCCUAGUAAGGACAAGCGUCCAUGUAUUUACCUGUAUCUCGUGGACGACGACCACUUUCAUGCCAUUACCAGCAUCACGGGAUUCUUCAGCGCGAUGUAUUUCUGCGACCAAUGCCUCAAACACUACGACCAUAGAGAAAGACAUCAGUGUGAGACCUCGUGUAUAGUAUGUAAGACGGAUAAUUGCCCGGAAACAGAAAAUACAGUCAAAUGUGAUAACUGCAAUAUGACAUGCAGAUCAGAAAAGUGCUAUAAUCAACACAAGACAGUACCGGUACACAAAAAAGGAAAAUGUAAAGGAAAACCCAAUGGACUAUCCCAAUGUCAAAAAUACUGGAAAUGCCCAACAUGCUACAAAGUCAUAAGGACCGACAAAAGGAAAAAAGAAGACCAUGAGUGCGGAGAAUAUUUGUGUAACUCGUGCGAACAAUAUGUAAUGGAAGGACAUUUAUGUUAUCUCAGAUCAAUACCAGCCAAGGAACAUUAUAAUUCUAAAUUUAUAUUUUUUGAUUUUGAAUGUUGUCAGGAUGAAGUGUCAGAGUGUGAAAAUGGAUAUGUAGCGAGUAGAAAAAGAGAUUGUAAAGACUGUCAAUCACAUGAGGUAUGUAAAUCUUGCUCUAAAUGUCAACACUGUAAAUCAUCUUGGUGCGGAAAAGCCACUCAUCGUCCCAAUUUCGUAGUAGCACAUACUGUAUGUCCAAAAUGUAUCGAUAAACCAUUGACCCCCGAAUCUAUAUGUAAAAAAUGCGGUACGCGGUGCGACGAAUGUGACAACUCUGAGCUACAUGAUAAUGAAGACCCAGGACCGUGUCCGGGUAAAUGUGGAUUCAGAGAAGUCACGUUCGAAGGAGCCGACACUGCAGAAAAAUUUGGUGAAUGGUUGUUUUCCCCUCAUCACGAAUAUUUCAAAGUAUUUGCUCAUAAUAUGAAAGGUUACGACGGCUAUUUUCUGUUAGAGUACUUAAUAGACCAAUCCAUGAGACCGGACAAGAUUAUUUACAGUGGCUCCAAAAUUAUGUAUAUGACAAUAGAGUCGGAUUUACAUAUCAAAGUGAUUGACAGUCUCAACUUUUUACCUAUGAAAUUGUCCGCCCUCCCUAAAGCGUUUGGAUUGACUGAAUUAAAGAAAGGUUGGUUUCCUCAUUACUUCAAUACUAGCGAGAAUCAGAAUUAUGUAGGCCCGUACCCAGAUGCUCAGUGUUAUGGUCAUGAUUUUAUGAGUGAGAAAGAGAGAGCUGAAUUGUUAGUGUGGUUGAGUGAGAGAAAGGACGACGUGUUUGAUUUUAGAAAAGAAAUGUUGGAUUAUUGUAGAAGUGAUGUAGAUAUUUUAAGACAAGCGUGUUUGAAAUUUAGAGAGUUGUUAAUGAGUGCUACGGGUGAAAGAAUAGAGGUGGUGAAUGAAAAAGGAAAGAAAGAAAAAACGUGGGUCGGAGCCGUGGAUCCAUUCGAUUCCGUGACCAUAGCUUCCGUCUGCAUGAAUGUCUUUAGAACCAAAUUUUUAGAAGAAGAAUGGAAAGUAAAAUUAGAGGGCAGGGAUGAUUGGAUACCUUCAAAAUUAAUAGACGGAAAGCUUUAUGUGUUGCGCGAAAACGAAUGGAUCCUCGAAACCAAACUCACGGGUGAGAAAGUAAGUGAGACAGAAUUUGUAAGGACACCCAUAGCGAAAAUUUCUCCUAAUGGUUAUAAUGAUCAAUAUAGCGAAGCGUCCAUACAAUGGUUAGAAUGGGUGGCGUGUACAAAAAACGUCAAAAUUCAGCACGCUUUAAAUAAGGGAAAGAAAUCUUUACUGGGAACACGUUACAAAUUAGACGGUUACUGCGAGGAAACAAACACGGCCUAUGAGUUCCAUGGUUGUAUCUUUCAUGGAUGCCCUGAUUGUUUCGCAGAUAACCGAGAAGAAACGCGUCACCCACUCACCAACCAAUCAUUAGAUGAAUUGUACGCGUUAACGAUGAAAAAGAAAGCUUACAUCCAACAGUUAGGCAUGAAAUACGUUUGCAUUUGGGACCACGAAUUCAAAAAACAAAAGAUUCAAAAUACUGAACUGAAACAAUUCGUAGAAAGCUUAGAUAUAAUUGAUAGGUUAGACCCGAGGGAAAGUUUCUUUGGGGGUCGCACCAAUGCCAGUCAACUUUAUUACAAAGCGGAAGAACAGGAAAAAACUAAGUACGUGGAUUUUACGAGCUUGUAUCCAUGGAAAGAGGGAGUUUCGUUGGAUCGGGCAAACAUCUCGAAGAACCCAGGUUUGAGAGCUCUGGCUAAAUUAUGUCUCAACAGUUUUUGGGGUAAGUUUGGUCAGAGACUCAAUAUGCGCCAGACAGAGUUCUUUCACGAACAACAGGUCAACCUCUUUUUCCAGUUGUUUGCCGAUCCGACGAAAGAACCUUUAAAUUUUCAUAUACUUACCAAUGACAUGAUACAAAUAGAAUGGCAAUAUAAACAAGACUGCCAACCCGAAGAUAAUAAAACGAACAUCUACUUAGCUACGUUUACUACAUGCUGGGCAAGACUCAAACUCUACAGUGUGCUCGAAAAGCUCGAUAGACGAGUGCUGUAUUACGAUACGGACAGCGUCAUCUAUGUGAGUCGCCCUGGACAGUAUGAUCCGCCAUUAGGAGAUUACUUGGGUGAACUCACGGAUGAGCUGAGUGGAGGGGAGCAUAUUGUAGAAUUUGUGUCGGGUGGUCCUAAAAAUUAUGCCUAUAGAACCAAUAAAAACAACGAAACUUGUAAAGUCAGGGGUUUCACAUUAAAUUAUACAAAUAGCCAACUCAUCAACUUUGAAAGUGUGAAAGAUAUAGACUUAUUUGAUGAAAUGGAACGGUCCAUUCCAAAUUUUUACAGUAAACGAGGUCUACCAACAGCGGAAGAAAUGGAUGACUUUACCAAAGACAAAAGACAUAAGCUGAUUAUCAUUGAUGAUCUCAUGCAUGAAGUGAUGAAAAACAAAGAUAUGGAGCUACUCUUCACGCAAGGUUGCCACCACAGGAGAGUAUCUGUCAUACUUAUCACGCAAAACCUGUAUCCAGGAGGUAAACAUGCCAGGACAAUUGCCUUAAAUACUUGGUAUAUGGUAUUGAUGAAAAAUUUAAGAGAUGUGUCUCAGGUGGGAAUAUUGGGACGUCAGCUCUAUCCCGGUAAAUCGAAAGGAUUUGUGAAAGCCUAUGAGGACGCCUUAAGUACAAAACACGGUUAUUUUUUGGUAGACAUGAGUCCACAUGCUGAGGAUAAAUACCGUCUAAGAACGCAUGUUUUUCCCGGCGAGGACCCUUUAGUUUAUAAACUAACGUAA